UUCUUUAAGCGGCUGCCCACUGAGAGGUCUGUGAAAGGGUCUUCGCCUCCUGCUCUGGUUUUCCGCGGUAGAGGGAUUGGCCUGCUGAGGAUUGACUGCCCCAGUGCCUUAGAAUCUGAGGAAAAAUGGCAAAUGUGGAUAGCGACUCCAGGCAUCUUCUCUCUGAGGUGGAACAUGAAGUAAGCCCUGGGCCUAUGAACAUCCAGUUUGACUCAUCAGAUCUGAGAUCUAAAAGGCCUUUCUAUAUAGAGCCUACCAACAUUGUCAAUGUGAAUGAUGUCAUUCAGAGGGUUAGCGACCAUGCUGCUGCUAUGAACAAGAGGAUUCAUUACUACAGCCGGCUCACCACUCCUGCAGACAAGGCACUGAUUGCUCCAGACCAUGUAGUUCCUGCUCCGGAGGAAUGCUAUGUGUAUAGUCCAUUGGGCUCUGCCUAUAAACUUAAGAGUUACACCGAAGGCUAUGGUAAAAACACAAGCUUAGUUACUAUUUUUAUGAUUUGGAAUACCAUGAUGGGAACAUCUAUACUAAGUAUUCCUUGGGGCAUAAAACAGGCUGGAUUUACUACUGGGAUGUGUGUCAUCGUGCUGAUGGGCCUUCUAACACUUUACUGCUGCUAUAGAGUGGUGAAGUCACGGAGUAUGAUAAGUACAUUGGACACAAGUACCUGGGAAUAUCCAGAUGUCUGCAAACAUUAUUUUGGCUCCUUUGGGCAAUGGUCAAGUCUCCUUUUCUCCUUGGUGUCUCUUAUUGGAGCAAUGAUAGUUUAUUGGGUGCUUAUGUCUAAUUUUCUUUUUAAUACUGGAAAGUUUAUUUUUAAUUUUAUUCAUCACAUUAAUGACACAGACACUGUGCUGAGCACCAACAAUAGCAACCCUGUGAUUUGUCCAAACGCUGGCAGUGGUGGCCGUCCUGACAAUAGCUCCAUGAUUUUCUACAACAAUGACACAGAAGUGCAGCUGUUUGAGAAGUGGUGGGACAAGUCCAGGACAGUGCCCUUCUACCUUAUAGGGCUCCUCUUGCCGCUGCUCAACUUCAAGUCUCCUUCCUUCUUCUCCAAGUUUAAUAUACUAGGAACAGUGUCUGUCCUCUAUUUGAUUUCCGUUGUUACCCUGAAGGCUAUUCGCUUAGGAUUCCAUCUGGAAUUUCACUGGUUUGUGCCAACAGAAUUUUUUGUACCAGAGAUAAGAGCUCAGUUUCCACAGCUGAUGGGGGUGCUUACUCUGGCCUUCUUCAUCCACAAUUGCAUCAUCACACUCUUGAAAAACAACAAGAACCAGGAAAAUAAUGUGAGAGACCUGUGCGUUGCUUAUAUGCUGGUGACAUUGACUUAUCUCUAUAUCGGUGUCCUGGUUUUUGCCUCAUUCCCUUCACCUCCAUUACCCAAAGAUUGUAUUGAACAGUCUUCCAGCAUUUUCCAUGUGCUGGUUCUUAACUUAGUCAUUGUGGGAGCUGGAGUCACCAUGGCCUGUUUCUACCCAAACAUAGGAGGGAUCAUAAGGUAUUCGGGAGCAGCCUGUGGCCUGGCUUUCGUGUUCAUAUACCCGUCUCUCAUCUAUAUAAUCUCCCUUUACCAAGAGGGGCGUCUGACAUGGCCUAAGUUGGUGUUUCACGUUAUCAUCAUCGUUUUGGGCGUGGUGAACCUGAUUGCUCAGUUUUUCAUGUGAAAACUCUUUUCUCAAGAUUUCUCCUGGUAUUCUGAACCUUGGCAACGGUUCUGCAUAAAAGAACUUGAAAAUGCUGUCAUUGCUGUAAUUCUAAGUGUUCUUCUAAGAUAAUUGGAAGCGAGGGAAAUGAUGGUCUCUCAUAAGUAUUUUUGUACUCGUGCUGGGAAGAUGUAAGUAUUAAGGAUGGUUUUUCUCAGUGACUUUCAUUCCCAUGUAUCCAAGUAGAAAUGUGGGAGGGAUCAUGCUGAUGUUUCUGCUGGUAAGUUAGGUGGGUGUGCUCCACCCACGGCAAGGAAUCUCAGGGGUCUUGGGUCAGGGCAUGUUGCCAGACCCUGUGUGUGCUUCCAUGUGGGCUCUUCCACCUUCUCAUUUGCUGGGCCAUUUCUCCAGUUUGCCCAAAGCUCAACUGUCUCCAACAGUAAAAACAAAUACCUCAUUUUAAAAGAAGUUUCCAUGGCAUCAUUAUUAAUGGGAUAAAUUCCUAACUCAAUACUUAAUCUGAAGAACAAAAAACAUUAAAUAGUGACCAUCCAUCAGAAGCUGUGUGUCCGAUAGGGCCAGUGGGGUAGCUGGUAUGUCCGUGAGCACCUAGAUGGUAGGGUAAAAGGACCUGGAGGCUAAGGUCAUCCUCAGUUUCACGGUCAGUUUGAUUGUCUCUUGGGGGGAUGGGUUGUUUGUUGGUUUUAGGUUUUUUUUUCCUUGAGAAAGGCUUUCUGUAUGUAUCCCUGGCUGUCCUGAAACUUGCUCUGGGGACCAGUCUGGUUAUGGCCAGUUUGAAACCAGCCUGGCUGUAUAAAGCCUUGUCUCAAGACGAGAGAGAGAGAGAGAGAGAGAGAGAGAGAGAGAGAGAGAGAGAGAGAGAGAGACCGAGACCAAAAGAAAUUAGGUGUCAGAUCAACUUUCGCAGAGUCCAUUGCUAUCUGACUCUUAAUUCGAAUCCAGCCCCAAUUCCCAAGCCAGAUCUCACACCUGACAAAAGCAGUUGUCCUUGCUUCUUGCCCUUGAGAACUGCAUGGACUGUGUGAAGCCCAGUGGAGGAAACCCAAAUGGAGAUGGGCAUAUGAGGCUCUUCAGAAGAGAAAGGAAUCGCUAGCUAGGAAGGGUAGGAUUACCCAGUGUACCCCAAGCCAUCCUGGGUCAGGUGUGACCCCCAGGAGCUGACACCCUCUACCUGCUUCUAUAACAGGAAGGGAAGAGUUAGGUCUCACAAGAAAAGCUUCUGACAAGAUGACUGAGAAAUCCAGAUUCUUAGAGUUAACACUCUUGCCAUCUUCCUUCUGAACAAACAGCUAAACCAGAAUCCAUAUCUGCCUAUCUCCCGUGUAACAGGACCUGUGGUCUACCCACAACUGCAAGCAUUUAGACUUCUCUAAUUUUGACUAAACUGUUUAAAACACAUCAUAAUUCCACUUCCCAGGACAGUGUCAUGUUCUAAAAAAAAAAAAAAAAAAAGAUGGUUUUGUGAAUCUCAAAAGCAGACCCAGAUUUAAGCCAGCUUUAAUUUAUUUUAGUAUAACUUUACAUCCCAGUAGUGCAUGGGUCUAUGUUUAUAAGGAUCUGUAAUUUCUAACACUUUCUAAAGUCUCAUUAUGAAAACUGUCAAGCAAAUGCACAAAUAGAAUAAUACGGAAAACUGCUGUGUGCCCACCCCUGGGUUUGGUAAUUGUAGGGUUAGCUGAAUUAGCUUCACCUGCUUCCUCCCGAGGUUUCUUUUCUACUGACAUCAUGAAAAACCAAUCUCAGACGUUAUGUCAUUUAGCUUCUACAAACCUUCAUAUUCAGCUAAUAGCCCAGGCUUUGAACCUCGUUACAUUUAUCAUGGAGCUAGUCUCAAAAGCUCUGGCUCACAGAAACGGCCGUAGACAUUGGGGCUGCAUGGGAAUCCGGGCUGGAGGAACUCUGGAACUUCAUGACUGCAGAGUCACCUUCCCUUAAUGACAUCUGAGUCAGAGCCGGGUGUUGUAAGAGGUGUCCCUAACUUGUUCUCGCUAUGUUCUUAGUAGUUUCUUUUGUCUUUGAGGACUUUAGAGACAAUUUCCACUCCCCACAACCCCUGCAAAGACGUUCUUGGAUGCUUUAACAAUCAAGGAUAAUUGGAUGUGGUUUUGCCCAUUUCAUAGAUAAAAGAUAAAAGGUAACCGGCAAAGGAUGCUACCCUCCAGAUGAAAAAGUAAUACAGAUUCAUGCUUUUGUUUUCUUAAGAACACUUAACAAGUUAGACCUCUUCCUGAUGUCCUGUGAGACAAGCCAAAUGACUUUGUCUCCUUACAGUUUUGUUCUUGUUUUUCCCCAUGAGCCUACCUGGGCCUUGCCACAGAGUCAGAGAACUCUGCCCACGAGUGCGUGUGUCCUGGCUUGUGUGAGAAUGGGGAGGUAGGAACCCACACGCAGCCAUCUUACCCUUUCUUUCUCUCUCUGCUCUCAUCUCUGAGCUUUCUCACUACGCCACAUUCACCUCAUCGCUCUGCUGCUACGGCCGGCCUUCGGACUGAGCCUCUUUAACUUAAACAUACCUGCGGACACUAAAAUUUAAAAUGAGCUGUUUAGCGAGAGAUCUUCCUUAGAAGUCCUGUGAGUGAACCUGAGCUGUGCUAAUAUUAAAGCUAGAAAGGGAAAAAGUAGAGGUAAGCUUUAUCCCUGUGGACAUGGACGAUUGUGCCAAGUCACUGCCAUCAGCACACUCCAGAAAUGUGCUUGGAAUGAGGAAUGCGUCAUUGCACCCCUUAGAGGAGGCUGUUUUAAAGGGAAAGGCUUUGUUUACAUUAAAUGUGUCUUAGAAGUGCUGUUCCACUACUCACCGUAGCUGUGGGCUUGUUCUCUGCUGCUUCUUGGAACUUACCAAGGAAGUGUUUGAUGUGUGUUUUUAAUUAUCAUUCCCUUAAGUGUUCCUGUUUAAAUAAUUGAAUAGUCAGCAAUGCACAUGACUCUGGAGGAGCUAAAGACAGCUCGAAUGUCCUAGAGGAGCUUUUUUUCUAAUGAAGAAAGGGUGUACUCAACAGUGACCAACAGUUAACUGAGCACUGUGAGAGCAGCAUCAA
Molecule: messenger RNA, 4705 nt
Organism: Mus pahari (shrew mouse)
Lineage: Eukaryota; Metazoa; Chordata; Mammalia; Rodentia; Muridae
Gene: Slc38a9
Product: solute carrier family 38 member 9
Exons: 14
Coding region: 126-1667 (513 amino acids)
Biological process (GO): amino acid transmembrane transport
Molecular function (GO): amino acid transmembrane transporter activity
Source: RefSeq, a predicted model, not a curated record